Messenger RNA from Fopius arisanus, 2075 nucleotides. Its product is annotated as facilitated trehalose transporter Tret1. The record is from RefSeq and is a predicted model, not a curated record. The transcript has 4 exons. Gene Ontology annotation, biological process: transmembrane transport. NCBI's taxonomy places the organism in Eukaryota, Metazoa, Arthropoda, Insecta, Hymenoptera, Braconidae. Gene Ontology annotation, molecular function: transmembrane transporter activity. Gene Ontology annotation, cellular component: membrane. The coding region runs from base 380 to 1741 and encodes 453 amino acids.
CGAAAACACUCGGUUGUUCCCACUGUUUCGUCAACGUCCAUCCGCGGUGGCUAAAGCAUAUCAAAUAAUUUGUUAUGUGGCCAGAACCCGCGCGGGAUUAGAAUACUACGAGUGCUCGCAUAAUAGAAAUUAUUUACAUCUACUUUCUCAUACCACAAGGGGAAAACUCCCCAGGAAAUUCAAGAAGAUUCGCAUCCCGGGAUAGCGGAAUUAUCAUCUACCCCUGGAGGGCGAACAGGAAUUGCUUCUGCGAAUCUGACACGUGGGUCAACAUCCAGGAUUCAACUAACACCGAUAAAGUGGAGUCAACUACUCAACGUAUCUGAGGAGUGAAUUUAUAUUAAGACCGUAUCGUAAAGUGGAAAUCAUCCAGUCGAGCAUGUGGCUUUACGCAGCAGCUAUUGCCGGGUACAUCGGAAUAUUUGCUGGUAGCACUCCCUACGGAUGGAGUUCACCGGCAAUACCUCUGUACAAGGAGCCAGAUUCACCAGUGAAAAUAACCAAUGAUGAAGGUGCCUGGAUUGCCUCCACGUUCAUGCUGGGCUGUGCAAUGGGUCCACUGCUCACCCUGCUGAUUGCUCAUGUUGCUGGCAGGAAGACCCUCCUCAUAGCUGCAAGUGUCCCCUGGUUCAUUGGCUGGACCAUGAUUGUUUUUGCUCGCACACCAUGGGAACUUAUGCUCGCGAGACUCAUCUCCGGGACAGGUACCGGGACAUGUUUUGCAGUUCUGCCAAUGUACCUGGGUGAAAUAGCCCCCGCAAAAAUCCGAGGAAUCUUGCUGACGGCGAUAAUGAUGGCGUGUAGAUUUGGAAUUCUAUUUUCUUACGUGUUAUGUCCAUUCGUGUCAUUACAAACGAGUGCCCUGAUAUCCCUAAUUCUUCCAAUUCCAUACGUCUGCUGUUUCAUGUGGCUGCCAGAAUCGCCCUAUCAUUUUAUGCGUCGUGGGCGUCGUGAAGAUGCCUCAAAAUCACUGGCUAUUCUCCGUGGUACCAAGGACAUAACCGCUGAAUUGCACACCAUUGAAACAUCAGUUAAGGCUGAAAUGGCGAAUAGCGGUGGCCUGGGAGAGAUAUUCCUGGUACCUGGCAAUCGAAAGUCAAUGACAGUGGGCGUUAUGCUGGGAUUAAUUCAACAAUUGUCCGGUAGCCAGGCAAUUAUGAUGUACACACAGACAAUAUUUGACCAAGCGAACGUUGAUCUCGAGGGUAAAUACAUGGCAAUGAUCUUGGGACUCGUACAGAUUGUUUGCACUGGAAUUUGCGCUGUAAUUGUUGAUCGUAAUGGUCGGCGUUUUUUACUGCUGUUCUCGGUGAUCGGAUCCCUAGUAUCAACAGGUAUCGUCGCUAUUUAUUUCACUCUGCAGUACUCCAGUAUUGAUACCAGUGCUAUUACCUGGUUACCUGCCACUGGAUGCAUGUUCUAUGUGGUAUUUUACUCUCUCGGUCUUGCUCCAUUGCCGGUUACUGUAAUGGGUGAACUAUUCCCGACGAAUAUCAAAUCACUUGCCUGUGUUCUUGUUACUUUUAUUUCUAACUUGACUGGAUUUACUGUUGGAAAGACUUAUCAAGUUAUCAGCGACUCUGUUGGUACCCAUGUAGCUUUUUGGAUGUUUACUUUGUUCAAUGCUAUUGGUACUACUUAUAUCUAUUUAUCUGUACCGGAAACCAAAGGCAAAACUCUACAGGAAAUUCAGGCCGAGUUGCAUCAUAAAAAGUGUGACAUCGAUAAAGUGCCGGCGUAAAUUUAGUUGAUGGUGAUAUUUUUAUUUGUGGAAUUUUACUGAUUGGGACAGUGUGUGCGCGUGAAUUUUCUUCGCGAUCGAUGAUUUGUGUGUGAUUUAGGUAUUAAGCUCCGAUGUGGUCUCACAACCGGUCAGCUUCUACGUAUUACGUAAUAUCAAUAGUUACUCUCGUAACUCAUCGAACUAUUGGUUUCGUGCGGUCUUUCCUGUGAAACUGAAAACAGAAUUUAACUAGACUGUUACCGAAACUCCACUCGUUCAUCAUGAUUAAAUAAUUUUUUUAAAUAAUGUAGACGAUGAAUUUAUUGAUAUUAAACUUCAAAUGACAAUUGGA